Messenger RNA from Arachis ipaensis, 998 nucleotides. The record is from RefSeq and is a predicted model, not a curated record. NCBI's taxonomy places the organism in Eukaryota, Viridiplantae, Streptophyta, Magnoliopsida, Fabales, Fabaceae.
UUUUGCUUCAAAGUGAGUGAUAACUUGGCCAAACGAUUUUUGCUCCAAUCACUUGGCAAAAAAUGGAGGGAACAUAGGAUAAAGCUUUGGAAUGAUUUUUAUGAUCCGAGGUUGAGUAAAAUCGAGAUCAUAAAUAAUGCACCAGAAGAUAUUGCUCCUGAUCAAUGGGCUUUAUUUGUAGAAUAUCGUUUGAAACCUGAAACUCAGAAACUUUGUAAGAGGAAUCAAGAAAUUCGGCAAAAACAAAUAAUUCCUCAUACUUCAGGUGCUAAAUCAAUUGCAAGAAGAAGGGCUGAAUUGACGGAAGAGACGGGAAAAGAAGUUAGUAGGGUUCAAAUGUGGGACAUCACUCACAAGAAAACAGAUGGAAGUUAUGUUAAUGAAAAAGCUAAAGAAAUAGCGGAGAAGAUUGAAGCACAUAGCAGCCAACAACCGAUGGAAUUAACUCUUAAUUCUCCUCUUGAUGCUCUUGGAGUAGUUUUUGGGAAAGAGCACCCUGGUCGUGUUCGAGGUUUAGGUAUGGGAGCUGUUCCAACAAUUGCUUUCAAGAACAACACUACAAGGAUUAGUCAAAUGAAUUUAGGUUCUUCAAAUGAUGUUGGAACAUCAUCUACUUGUGGUCCAAAUGUGCAAGAAGAGUUGGAUACCGUUAAAGCGCAAUUGCAAGCGCUAGUCUCCUAUAUUGCUUCUAAGGAAUGAGGUAAAAUUCCAAUACAAUUAGCUGGAAUGUUCCCUACUCAACAAGUUUCACAGGGAUUGGAUCAGGAGAGUGAGAUUCCAUCACCAAAAGAGUUAGGAAGUAGGUUUUCUGGAGCAAGCAACAAGGAAGCUUGAUAUGUUAAGACGUAUAUUAAGGAUUAUAUGUUAAGACAAUUAUAAGUCAGAAUUAGUCAAUGCUUGUUAAGGAUUAUUUUGAUACUUUGUUUUUUGGAUUAUGACAUUUCAAUUAUGACUUGGAUUAUGACUUUUGGAUCAUGUAUGAAUUAAAAAUCAUCUUA